Oikopleura dioica is the source of this 1101-nucleotide messenger RNA. The record is from the annotation of a GenBank genome assembly. Lineage: Eukaryota; Metazoa; Chordata; Appendicularia; Copelata; Oikopleuridae.
AUGGACCGCAGCGGGAACGAGACCAUCCCCGAUUACUGGCUCGACAAGGGACUGAAUACGGAAGUUCUUGAUCGAUGGUACACCGUUUUGUCAAUCCUGGUCAUUUCUCUGAUAAUUCUUGCGAUCGCUAACUACUUCUUCACAUGGCUGGUACGAAGAAGGAUUAGUCCGUUGAAAUUGAUUGGAGAAGCUCCCUUGUCAAAACUGGAAACAUACGCUCAAGCUUGCAAACUUGGCCAAGAACCUACGAUUAACUUUGUCUCCUCCGUUCUCAUUACGAACGAUAGAGUUUACAUUGUCAUGCGAUUGAUUGUUGCUAUUUGGUCGCUUUUCCUAACUUAUGCUACUUUGGAAUGGGAAGGAAUUAGAGUUAUCGUUGCUGGCUUGUAUUAUCCAACAGUUGUAUCCCUUACUAUUUACAUCAAUUUCAAUCGAGAACUCAUCGUCGACGGAUUUGGAAAAAAAGCUCAAAUGAUCAAUAAAUUUUUGUCGUUUUUGUUCAACGUCACGACAGCAAUGGACCUUCUUGUCGGGAUAUUUUGGUGGACAAAGUGCUUUGGUGCUGGACUUCGCUACCGAGACAUGCCUCGACCGCUUCCCAUUUUGAAUCCGAUCGUCAUUUUCAACAAAGAAUUUGCUCCGAUUCUUUUUAUGCUUGUCGAGUUGCUUUGGUUCGAUACGACUGUUUUUUACGCUGGAUUUUGGGGACCAAUCAUUGCUGGAAAUUUGUCAAGUCUUGCGAUCAUAAAUGGCCGAUCAAGAAAAGAACUUCCUCAAGCUCUAGCUGUGCCUCUAACUCAUCCAGCGAGCUCCUUGGUCAGGCUGUUCGUCUUUACAUUGAUAUACCCAUUGCUUCACGCGGCGCUCGCUACAUUUUGCUUUCUGAAAACUGUGGUAUUCAAGAAGAUUCCUACUCUUGCUGCACGACUUGAAAUUCGACAGAAAUGCGUUGCUAAUUUCCGAAAACGACAAGCCUUCGACCGAUAUUUCAAUACCCGUGGAAAAGAAGGAAGAAGAUCUGCUGCAGCAAAGGAAGCGUACAAAAAUCUUGGAAGAGCUUCGUACAGAGAAUCAAGAAGAACCGUCACAAGAGAACUCUGA